UAGGUUUAUAUUCCCGACCCACACGGGCCACACAUACCCACCCCCGCCCAUCUCAGAUCUCACGUGACUGACAAACCUCCCUUCAGCGACGGAGUCACCACCGGCGCCGCCAUCAUCAUCUUUUUUAUAAAUGUCCCUUUUGAAGAAUUUUGUUCGUGACAUAAAUACCGAAUUUGCGGACAGCCCGUCUUCGUUUCCAGUUUCGUUGAAUCAACAUCUGAUGGACGUAUUCGGCUACACUGCUUCCAGACAAUUGUCACAAAUGUUAUUUGCCGUAUUCUUUUUCCAUGGUUCCGAAUACUUAUUAGCAAUCAUAUUUCACGGGAAAUCUAACGUAACCCUUAACUCGCUUCUAAUCAGCCAACAAUACAUCUUAGCCAUGAUCCUUUCCGUCCUAGAAUAUUUACUCGAACUUUACUUUUUCCCUGGUUUAAAGGAAUAUUGGUGGAUAAGCAAUUUAGGACUUGUUAUGGUCGUUGUUGGGGAAGUUAUAAGGAAACUUGCUAUUAUAACUGCUGGACGGGCUUUUACGCAUCUUAUUCAGAGACAUCACGAGGUACAUCAUAAGUUGGUAACUCAUGGAGUUUAUAGUAUUGUUCGUCAUCCGGGAUACACGGGUUUCUUGAUUUGGUCGGUUGGUACGCAAGUAAUGUUGUGUAACCCGUUGGCAACCAUUGCAUUUACGCUAGUUGUUUGGAACUUUUUUCAUAGAAGAAUACCAUACGAGGAGUACUUCUUGAGACGCUUUUUCGGGGAUUAUGAAGAGUUUGCUAAACGGGUUCCUUCUGGCAUUCCAUUUGUGCAGUGAUGAUAAAACUAACGCAUUACCAUUUGUAAGUUCAUAUCCUUUUACAGGGGUAGGCUAAAGCUCUGAUAUGCUUGCUUGGUCAUUUUUGAUGUUUAAUAUGUUUCUGUUGUAAAUUAUCAUCCGAGUUAUGGAAUCGCUUGAUAGGAUUUGGAUCUGCAAACUAGGAGCCAGAUUUUUAGUAGUUUAUUGAUAUCGAUACCUACGUUUGCUAUGGUAGUCUGGUACACUUUGUUUGUUUAGAUUGUGUUAAGGAUUUACACAUUUAGCAUAACUAAUUGCCAUCACAUUUAGCAUAA
Erigeron canadensis is the source of this 1104-nucleotide messenger RNA. Its product is annotated as protein-S-isoprenylcysteine O-methyltransferase B-like. Gene Ontology annotation, molecular function: protein C-terminal S-isoprenylcysteine carboxyl O-methyltransferase activity. Gene Ontology annotation, cellular component: endoplasmic reticulum; membrane. Lineage: Eukaryota; Viridiplantae; Streptophyta; Magnoliopsida; Asterales; Asteraceae. Bases 131 to 808 code for a protein of 225 amino acids. The transcript has 3 exons. Gene Ontology annotation, biological process: C-terminal protein methylation. The record is from RefSeq and is a predicted model, not a curated record.